This is a messenger RNA of Xiphias gladius (swordfish), 6908 nucleotides long. RefSeq names its product tetraspanin 9a (gene tspan9a). Gene Ontology annotation, cellular component: membrane. The record is from RefSeq and is a predicted model, not a curated record. The transcript is spliced from 7 exons. Lineage: Eukaryota; Metazoa; Chordata; Actinopteri; Istiophoriformes; Xiphiidae. The coding region runs from base 1 to 1023 and encodes 340 amino acids.
AUGGAGAAGUCCAGCAGUGAGGAGUCAGCCAUUCACCGUAGCCCUUCUGUAGAUAGCCGUGACUCCGAUUUUGCUCAAGCCUCCACGUCUGGCCGCCCGUUUGGUGGCCGUGGGUUUACUGCCGGUGCUUUCUACGGCUCCACGGGGCCACGCAAAAACGCACAGCAGGGGCAGCCUGGAGCAGCAGCUGACGCCAGCACAGGAGACAAGUCCAACAAGCCCAGCUCACCCAAAGGCAGCAAAUACGUAGUCUUUUACCUGGAUCUAUCCUUUGUGUUCCUUUUAGAAUUCAAGAAGUGCAACAUGGCUAGAGGCUGCCUCUGCUGCUUGAAGUACAUGAUGUUCGUCUUCAAUCUCAUCUUCUGGUUAUGUGGCUGUGGGCUGCUCGGCGUGGGCAUCUGGCUCUCUGUGUCUCAGGGCAGCUUCGCCACCUUCUCUCCCUCAUUCCCCUCACUGUCGGCUGCCAACAUGGUCAUCGCCAUCGGCGCCAUUGUCAUGGUAACAGGCUUUCUCGGUUGCCUGGGUGCCAUCAAGGAGAACAAGUGCCUGCUUCUGAGCUUCUUCAUUGUCCUGCUGAUAAUUCUCCUGGCAGAGCUGAUAUUGCUUAUCCUGUUUUUUGUGUACUCAGAUAAGGUGAGUGAGAAUGCUAAACAGGAUCUGAAGGAUGGACUGGCUCUCUACAACUCAGAAAACAACAUAGGCCUGCGAAAUGCCUGGAACAUCAUCCAGGCAGAGUGGAAGUGCUGCGGCGUGAUAGCAUACACCGACUGGCACGAGGCAUUCAAAGAGAAAGUAGUCCCUGACCGCUGCUGCCAGGAGCAUUACCAGAACUGUGGACGUAACUCCACCAACAUGUUCUGGAACAGGGGCUGCUACGAGAAAGUGGAGGAAUGGCUGGAUGAAAACAAGCACCUGCUGGGAACCAUAGGCAUGGUCAUCUUGGUAGUGCAGCUCCUGGGCAUGGCGUUCUCCAUGACGCUGUUCCACCACAUCCACAGAACGGGGAAGAAAUAUGACGCUUAGCCUUGGGGGGAGGCACCCAAAGGAGAGGAGCCCCACUGCCUGAUGGGAUAAGACUCUGAUUGAAACACCCAUACUUCCCCCACUCACUUUAUAACCUCUUUAAAGCAUCCUUUGCCCCUGCGCCAUCCCAGAUCUUCUGUACAGAUUCCAGCUGUGUCCCCACUCUGUUCUGCUCUCUCCUCUCACCAUUCAUUUUGCCAAAGAGUAACACAUCUGAAGAGAAGGGACACCUACUUUUGGCAAGAAAGAGAAUCCCAUUGGUUGUCACUCCUCUUGAGUACUUUUUUUUCUCUUUUGUCUUUUUUUUUUGGCUUGGACUAACAAUUUGCUGGAAGGAAGGAAAGACUUUGAGACACUGAAGACUUUACUAAUGCCCACACACACCCCACACUGAAGCAAAGCAAACAUAUGAAACUGAUAAUACCCUCCACCUCUUGUGGAGUUUUUUUUUUUUUUUCUUUUUUUUCAAGCCCCCCUUUUCCUUUGUAAAUGAAAAAGUUCCAUCAUGGCAUGCUAGUUUUCUACUUCACUGAUUUACCUUUGUCGUCAAAAUGUCAAACAAUUUCAUUUUUUCUUUUUUCUUCCUUUUUUGUAAGCAUGUCAUCAACGCUCCUGUGGAUUGUAAGUGUUGAAUAGAUCAGUGCAAUGAGCUGUAAGACAUGCAGUGUGUGUGGGGUUGGGUUUGAAGUGACGCUGCGGAGGGGCACAGAUAUGUCAAUAUAUGGUGUUUAAUGUAAUCCAUGAUUUAUAUUUUUUACAUUUGGCUAUAGAGAUUUGGGUAAAGUGAGCGUGCUGGAGGAAAAUCAUGUAUGAUUGGGUAACAAUCAGUGGAUUAAUUUAAUGGCAAAUACUGCAAUAUCCUGUGAAUAAUAAAUUACAACACAACAUUCUGCCGGUGAACACACACACACACACACAGAAACACACACUUGUGCUGCCACACAGCAGCAGUAUUCCCAUUCCCUAUGAGACAAUACAAAUGGUGUAAAAUGGCUGCUUAUUAGGGCUCCACCAGGACUAUCAAGAUCUGAGUAAUGAAGUUCCCCCUUUGAGAAUACAGACUGUAUUGUUUGUGUGUGUGUGUGUGUGUGUGUUUGUGUGUGUAGCUUUGUGGGUGUAUUUUAUCACAUUGUCCAAGCUGCAAAGCAAAAAAAAAACCACAACGUAGAAAUCCGGAGAAGCAAGGGCACAAGGGGCAAAAAAAGAGCAGACAUGUUGUGUCACUGCUGACAUCAUAUGUGUUAAGUAAGGCAGCUAGAGCCUCUCUCUUCUAUAUUUUUGAGAUCUCAUUCAUUUGGUCUUCCUUCCUCAUUCUUCCUCUUUCUCUGGCUGUCAGCUCCCCUCCGCCUCCAUCUUACUUUUUUCACCCUAAUUUUCUUCCCACGUGUAAGAAAGCAACAAGCUUUUUUUCUCCAGAAGUAUACACAAGCUCUCUGCUGAAAUUCCUGCUCAUCACACAGUUCCACCUCUGGUUUGCAACUUCUCUGCUUAUUCGUAAGCUUUCUUUUCUUGCUGCAAACAGAGAAGGAGGUGGCGGGAGUGUAGGCAGAUCUAAGCUGAGACGGAUAGGUAUGGCAACGUGCCCUGCAGGACAUGUCUGUUUAUGUCAGUUUACCGCCGAUUCGCAGCAGGAGGCCUACGCAUCAACCAGCCUCCGUAAGACUGAAAAUACUCUACAUCUGCAGUAGCGACUUAAAGAAAAUGCCCCCCAGAUGUGUCUGCUCUAGGCUUCAAAAUUUCUCUGUUUAUGCGAGAAGCAGUGGUGUAGAGGACUAGGAUCAUUUUAGCUUUGGUCAUCACUUGGUUAUGGUCAGAUAUCAUUGUUUAUGAUUGCAUUGUACUCUCCAAAGUAAAUGCUGGGACCUGAGACGAUUGCUACAUUAUUUUAGUCCAGUGGGGCAAGAAACAAGCAGUCGUUGAGAGGAGCGUGUCAGAUGAUCAGACAGGCUGUAAACAACAAUGUCUGUAAUAAUCCCUCGUUCCCAGGAAAACUGUGUGUCCGUUCAGUUACAUCAGGAGCAACAGGUAACAACGUUGAACCAGAAAGUCAGUCUGUAAAUUCUGAUCAUUUUCAUCAAACAGUUUAAGUAAUAAUUUUCCUGUCCGCCUUUGUUUUCUCUUACAAAUAAGUUUGGCUAACAAGGGGCUCUGUUUAAAACCUGUACAAUCACUGACUGCUUGUGUUCCUCAGUUUAAUAAUCGGACUGAAUGGCCAUGUUGCUUCAUUUUAAUACUUAUUAUGACAUCAUUUUCAUGUUAGCCAUUUUCUUUUUUCUUUUUUUUUGCCACGAAUCAGAAUUGUGAGUCAUUUUCAGUUCACAAAGAGGCAGUAGUAGGUGCGAGGAGCAGUCAGCAUUUUUCGCAUCGGUCAAAAGAAAAAUGCUGAAUUUGAGGCCCUCUACGCCUGCACAUGUUUCCAGUUGCUUCGACUAAUUAGAGCUCUAGUCGGGUUGAAGUUGGGUGGACCUACUGUAUGCUUGAAAUCAUGUGAUGUUACCAAAAUCUAUGAACUAAUAACCAUGAGAAAGGCGUCAGCUGCCCCGCUGCAACAGGUGCAACAAAACCACGGCAAAGUUAGGGAGCUGUCAAUCAAGUACAGUUUGUACACACUUAAACAGUUUUUGUAAAUUGGUCUAAUGGGUAUUUCUGUUAGUUGACUUAUAACAGCCUGUGCAACUGCGUCAGUCUCAGCCACACUUGUUGCCAUUUAUGUGGGCAGUUUUUUUGUUGAUGCGGCUGUGUCCAAAAUCACGCUCUAGUUCACUCGUCCACUGCUCCCUACAAAAUCCCUCCUCUUCAAAGCUCCAAUUGACUCCGACAAGGGAAACAGCCCUCGAUGACCUAUUCCAAUUAGUGAGAGAGGCCGGGUUGUGGGCAGCAAUUCAAGGAGUCGAGAAUCUGGUUAGGACAAGAAUCUUGUUAGACUUCUUUGUAGAAUUGUUGCCACAUUCCCAGAUCUCAGCAAAGAACUUUGAGUACUCUCACUGAUAGUAAUGGUGGCCAAAACGAAAAAGAAGAAGCCCAUACUGUAAUAAACUGACAUUAUCCUUUAACAGGAGAGGACAGGUGGUCAUUUAUUUGCUGCUAUCCAAAACUGACUACAGAAAUUAUUGGGACCAGAAGUGGCUGCCUUCUCAGACACUGUGCAUUGCCGCUACAUGAACUAACAAAUGACUUGGCAAAGAAAAAAAACCAAAUUAUUACCCACCAAGAUCCACUCAUUGGACGUUCUUCCAGUCUAGCAGAAUGUUUGCCUCAGAGUACUACCACAGGACAUUCUAAGCAUUUUUUUGUAUUGGUUUUCUAAUGACUUCAAAUGAGAGAGACAGUUUAAGGACAAAGGGGCAGGGACUUUGUGCAUCAGGAAGCAGCAGAUUUCUAGGCUGUGAUGUGCAGCGACCCUGCUGGCUGUAAUUCACUGCCUGCCCCCAUAUGCUUCGACUCCUCUUGUUGCGUCCACGGGGGGAACAUGACAGCUGCUGAUGUACAGCACAGGCACGAGUGGUCACGUCUCCUUGCUUGGCUGCCUCCACAAGCACUCCGCACAUCCCUUAUUUACUGCCUCACUCUGCAGACACCCGGCAGUACAUAUACAGUAGCUGCCAGCACUGACACUGUAGAAAUACAGCUGUGCUCUUUGGACGCCGCGAAGCAGCUGUGAGGUACUUCUGCACCUGGGAGAGGUUAUCGGAGGAAUAGUAACAGUUCUGUAAAUCAGACUGCAAUGUAUCCUCGCUGCAGGGAACAAGUUUUGAACAAACACAAGAUAACCAUUUUGUUGUGGCUUUGUCUUGCAUUGGGUGGAAAAGUGUUUAAACGCAGAUGUUACAGAAAACGACCUAAAGCAAAUCCAGCCUGCAAGCUCUGUAUUUCAUUGCCCCCGACUGAUCUGACUGUGCUGCAAUUCUGAAAUUUUCUCUCUGUGUGCACCUCAUCUCUCCUCUGCCACCAUCACCUAGUUUUCUUGUCAGAGAAAAUGCUCCGUGGUGUUCUUAGAAAGCAGAGAUGAAUGCCAUUUUAACAAAAGCUGUUUAAUGAUGUUAUUUUUGUACACUGGUCGUGGCUGUUUUCAUGUUUGUUUUUAUACAGUAUACUGUUUUUUGUAGGCUGUUUUACUGGUGCUUUUUUUUUUUUGUUCGUUUUUAUUCAUGACAGACUCAUUGUUGCACAUUGUGAUAACAUGACACCAUUAAGCAUUUGUGUCUUAGAGGAUUACUCUUUGCAAUGUUCCUCUUCUAGGUGCAAAAAGGCAUAUCUGUCUUAACAUUGCUACAAGCAGUUAAAGCAAUUAAGUCAGAAUUGAUAGAGAGGGAAAAAUUUGGCAUACAGCAUCAGGUGAAGCCCACAAAAGACAUACUGCACGCUUGUCAACAUGCCUCUCUGUAUUAAGAUCUAGUUUAAUUAAAUUAAGAUGUGCUGCUAUGACUUGCAGUAUGUCUUUUAAAACUGCCAGUGUGAGGCCCAUUAAGUAUUUCUAGAGCAUGUACUAUUAGAUGACAAUAAAACAGAGAGCUAAUGUUGUUACAGUAUACUGUAUCAGCUCUGUACGUUAGCCCUGGAUGUAAAUGCUAAUUUUACAACUGAUGUAACUUACUUUACAUCUGCCACUUGUAAUCACAUUUACAUACAGUUUAUUUACUAUUUUCUGACUUUAACAUGCCUAACAACCCAUACAGUUUUGUACUCAUUUACAGACAUAUCUUCCACCUAUACGUAAUUCAUCUUCUCAUGGUUGAUGCCUGUUUUCUUUUAAAGGACAGGUACAGUAUUUGUCAGUAUGGUCUUCAUAUUUUAUUUGACUGCAUUUGCAUCUUGUGGUAAGACACAUUUCUCCUUAUUUUAUUUAUUUUAUUUUUUUUAAAAGGAGUAUAAAGUAUUCCCUCUCAUCCAUUGAAGCACUCCCAGUAAGCCACAUGCAGUAAUUGGGUUUUGUCUGCUGUGAAGAAUUUUGAGACAUAAAAACUGAUUUUUAAUUUUUUUUUUUUUUGCCACCUUCGACAUAUUAUUUCUGUAAUCUCCUCCUAAUCCUUCCCCUGUGCUAAAGCUGAAUAUCUGAGCAGUGGAAAUGUAUGCUAUAGAAAUGGUGUGUUUGAUGUUGUGUUCUGCUGGGUGGCACUAUCUGAUACCUGCCAGCCUUGUCCUGUGGAGUUUUCUGCUACAUGUGAAAGCACUCUGAACAUCUUUACUAGGUGGUGCACUACCUUCUCUUUCUCUCUAAAUCAACUAUUUUUUAAAUAAAGGAAAGAGUGACACAAAAAUCCCAUGAUACUGUACGCUCAUUGCCUUUCAUGUUUAAUGACUCGAUGCUCCUGAUGUGUUCCUUUUGUAUGUCUCUGUCAAUUAUAUAGAUAGCGUUUAAAAUUGUUUGAUGCUGAAUUUUUGGAGGUUGGGAGACAGGACUUGGCAUGAAGAGCAAAUGAGGCUUUGUCAAAGCAGAUCCCAUGGUAUAUUCAGUGAAAGAGAGUGGCAUCACUGCCUUUAAAUGGCCUCUUUUUAAAAAAAAAAAACAAAUAACAAAACCUGAGGGACUGUUGUCCUGAGGACACUGAGAUGAGUUAAUGGUACUCUGCCAGUUGCGCAAAGGGUUUUUUUUGUGUUUUGUUUUGUUUUGUUUUUUUAAAGAACAAAAGGGAAGAUGAUGAAAGUGGGAACCAUCGCCAAUUUGUCUAAUGUUUCUACAGCAUGGAGUGAGCAGCAGAGUAUUUUUGUAUGGAGAUUUACCCUUUUUUUAACCUAAUUGUUAUCAGGCCCAUGUGUGACAGUGAGUGGAGUUUCUUGUGCCAUUCCAUCCUGGCUUUUUGUUUUACAUCACUGUUCCUUCUAUGCAAUAAUAUGACCUAUUUUAGCCUUUGUACAGAUUAUUUUGUAACAUGUAUUGAAAUAAA